GAAAGCGAAAACCGUCAGAAACAUCUGUAGUCCAUUUUUCUUUUCUUAAAGUAAGGGUUAUUUCACUUUGAGAACGAAACAGCAACAAUAAAACAAAAAUUACAUAUGUAUCUAUUAAAUAUUUAUUAAAUAAAUCAAAUAUGAAUAGAAAAAAUUUGAGAAAAAACUUACUACCAAGGACUCUGGCAGAUACCUGUUGUGUCCUAUUCAUCUUUACUUUUAUUCCAUUAACUUUUAUAUUUGAGAUGUGUAUAGUAUUGCCCGCAUUUCAUGAAACAGGAAGCUAUAUGUUUAUACUAACUUGGUUGCUUGGUACUUUUCUAUUAUUUAAUAUCGUCGGAAAUUUCAUGUUUUGCGUGUUGGAAGAUACUAGCAUAAAGACCAUUAUGUUGACACCACCCACUGAGGUAGAGUUACGACGUUACUGGCGGUUGUGCAGUAAAUGUGAAAUUUUAACACCUCCUCGUUCAUGGCAUUGUGAAAGUUGCGAUACUUGCAUUUUAAAACGGGAUCAUCAUUGCGUUUUUACCGGCUGUUGUGUGGGUCAUAGGAACCAACGUUAUUUUCUUAUGUUUAUUGUACACAUCAUUCUUGGUACAUUUUACGCUUUGUGCUACAAUUCGGCGUAUUUCUGGUGGCUACAUAAGGAAACCUUCUUGGAUUUAAGAACUGCUGUCAAAAUGAUAUGUCCGUUAAUGACAUUUUUAGCAGAAUUUUCUUGGACCAAUAUUUAUUUAGUCAUUUAUGAAAUUAAUGUAAUUGCUUUGAUUUAUACCGGAGUGCUACUGUUUUUCCACGGCUCGAACAUUUUGAAGGGUGCUGUAUCGUAUCAUGAACGUCAAACGGCUAAAUAUGAUAUGGGUUGGAGGAAAAAUCUAAUAAUGGUUAUGGGAAAUCGGUGGCAUUUGGUAUGGUUGUCGCCAUUUUUAGAUAGCCAAUUACCUCAUGACGGUGUACAUUGGGAAAAAUUCUUACAAACUUCAACGAAAAAUCGUUGAAUAUUUUCCUUUUCAGAAUUUUUUAAACAAACCUCGUCGUUUCUAAUCUACGGUAGCACAGUAAACGUGAAUAAGAUUUCUAGCCAAUUUUGAAUCCGAAAUGAAAGUUUUUUUAAAAAAGUUUCGCAUUUUAAGAAUUGUUAUUAUAUUUAUAAUUUUCUAU
Glossina fuscipes is the source of this 1161-nucleotide messenger RNA. Its product is annotated as probable palmitoyltransferase ZDHHC24. Bases 141 to 998 code for a protein of 285 amino acids. Lineage: Eukaryota; Metazoa; Arthropoda; Insecta; Diptera; Glossinidae. The transcript has 3 exons. The record is from RefSeq and is a predicted model, not a curated record. Gene Ontology annotation, molecular function: palmitoyltransferase activity.